This is a messenger RNA of Osmerus eperlanus (European smelt), 3982 nucleotides long. It is a transcript of the gene pum2, whose product is annotated as pumilio RNA-binding family member 2. The coding region runs from base 198 to 3830 and encodes 1210 amino acids. The record is from RefSeq and is a predicted model, not a curated record. Gene Ontology annotation, molecular function: mRNA 3'-UTR binding. Gene Ontology annotation, biological process: regulation of mRNA stability; miRNA processing. Gene Ontology annotation, cellular component: cytoplasm; cytosol. Lineage: Eukaryota; Metazoa; Chordata; Actinopteri; Osmeriformes; Osmeridae. The transcript is spliced from 23 exons.
AUAAUAUGCACACUGCAGGGAGGCACUGGCGUGAUAGCUAGUCAAACUACAUUGCAUGUUCAAUCGUAGGCUACUAGCUACAGCUAGCUAAAUCAUUAAAACACCGAUCUCCACGGAAACAAAACAUUACAAAAUUUUAGGCCUGACGUUUUACAAAAACAUCGACCUUCGCUUGAGAUUGUGCGUUUCCCCGUGGAAUGAGCGUUCCAUGCAGCAUCCUAGGUAUGAAUGACGUGGCCUGGCAGGAAUCGAGAGGUGGGAUGCUGCACACAAACGGUGCUCCUGAAGCAGGGCGGGGUCGAGUUCAUGGAGGCAGUUCCCUUGCCUCCGUCGGAGGAGCAGGCCAGGGUCCUGGGGGGCCACAUACUCUACAGGGCAUGGACAGGGGCCCCAACCCCACCCCAGGUAUCCCACAGCCUCCUCUGAGUGGCCGAUCUCAGGACGAUGCCACAGUGGGGUACUUUUUUCAGCGGCAGCCUGGGGAGCAGCUGGGAGGCUGUGCCCCCAGUAAGCACCGCUGGCCUACUGGUGACGGAAACCAUGUUGAUCAGGUUCGUGCUGUGGAUGAGAUGAACUAUGAUUUCCAAGCUCUGGCUUUGGAGUCUAGAGGCAUGGGGGAGCUAUUGCCUGCAAAAAAACUCUGGGAUUCUGAUGAACUGGCCAAGGAUGGAAGGAAAGGGCUGCUUCUUGGAGAAGAGUGGAGAGAGAAUGCGUGGGGUUCUUCUCAUCACUCCGUGUCCCAGCCAAUCAUGGUGCAGCGAAGGCCAGGGCAGGGUUUCCAUGGAAACGGAGACGCCAGCUCUGUGCUGUCCCCCCGUUCUGAAGGCGGUGGGCUGGGGGUGAGCAUGGUAGAGUAUGUCCUGAGCUCCUCCCCCGGAGACAAGCUGGAUGGCCGCUACAGGAACGGUGGCUAUUGUGUUGUGGACCCUGACCCAGACGGGAGAGAAAAGAAUGACGCACAAGAGAAAACGUCUCCGUUUGAAGAGGACCAAAGCCCAGAGAUGAAGGUUGGAGAAGAGACCGACACCUCCAAAUCUAACGGGAGAGGCCUACUCAAUGGAAUGGACCGAGAUGUCAAAGACUUCAAUCCCACCCCAGGCAGUCGCCAGGCAUCUCCCACUGAGGCGGUGGAGAGGAUGGGCCCGACCCAGGCAGGUCUGGAAAUGAUGGGUCAGCACCACACCCAUGUCCUCCAGCCCCAGAACCCAACCCAGAACAAACCCCUGGCAGAGGACUUCCAGAACCAGGAGGCCCAGAACAUGGGUGGCAUGGAGCAGCAGGCUGGCGUGGAGUCCCUCCAGUUUGACUACGCUGGGAACCAGAUCCAGGUGGACUCCUCUGGCACUCCGGUGGGGCUGUUUGACUACAACUCCCAGCAGCAGUUGUUCCAGAGGUCCAACCAUUUGGCUGUUCAGCAACUCACUGCUGCUCAGCAGCAGCAAUAUGCCCUUGCGGCUGCCCAGCAGCAACACCUUGCAGGCCUUGCUCCAGCGUUUGUGCCAAACCCCUACAUCAUCAACGCUGCGCCCCCCGGAGCAGACCCCUACACUGCUGCUGGGCUAGCAGCAGCUGCCACUCUCGCAGGGCCUACAGUAGUCCCCCCGCAGUACUACGGCGUGCCCUGGGGCGUGUACCCCGCAAACCUCUUCCAACAACAGGCCGCUGCCGCCGCCAGUCAUUCCGCUAACCAGCAGGCAUCCAAUCAGGGGCCAGGACCUGGACAGCAACAGGUGAUGCGUGCUGGCAGUAGCCAGCGUCCCCUCACCCCAGGGCAGGGCCAGCAGAGCCAGCAGGAGUCCCUGGCUGCGGCAGCAAACCCAGCCCUAGCCUACGCUGGGAUGUCAGGUUACCAGGUUCUGGCCCCUGCAGCGUACUACGACCAGACCGGGGCCCUGGUCAUGGGGCCUGGGGCCCGCAGUGGCCUUGGGGGGCCUGUUCGUCUGGUCCAGACCCCCCUGCUCAUCAACCCUGCAGCAGCACAGGCCGCAGCUGCAGCGUCAGCGUCUGCCUCUGGCAACAACAUGUCUGGCCCACCGGCCAACGGGAUGUACCGCUCCAUGCCCCAGCAGCCUCAGCAGCCCCAGCAGCCCCAGCAGUCCCAGAACAGCGGCCUGCCCGCCAGCUCCUUCUACGGCUCUGGCUCUGUGCCCGCCAGCUCCCAGAGCAGCUCCCUGUUCUCCCACACCAGCGCAGCCCCGCCGCCCAGCUCCUCUCUGGGCUUCAGCAGCACCGGGGGCUCCCUGGGGGUGGGGCUUGGCUCGGCACUAGGAGGCUUCGGCUCCUCAGUGUCCAGCUCCAGCUCUAGCAGCGUGUCUCGCAGGGACUCCCUGUUGGCCAGCUCCGACCUGUACAAGCGUGGCGGCAGCAGCCUCACUCCCAUCGGCCAGCCCUUCUACAACAGCCUGGGCUACUCCUCCUCACCCAGCCCCAUUGGCCUGACCCCGGGACACUCCCCCCUCACCCCCCCGCCCUCUCUACCCUCCUCCCAUGGAUCUUCCUCCAGUCUUCACCUAGGCGGCUUGACAAAUGGGAGUGGGCGCUACAUCUCGGCCGCUCCCGGAGCCGAGGCUAAGUACCGCAGCGCUGGGGGCACCUCUAGCCUGUUCAGCUCCUCCAGCCAGCUGUUCCCACCGUCCCGCCCGCGCUACAGCCGCUCAGACGUAAUGCCAUCUGGACGCAGCCGGCUGCUGGAGGACUUCCGCAACAACCGCUUCCCCAACCUGCAGCUCCGUGACCUGCCGGGACACAUGGUGGAGUUCUCCCAGGACCAGCACGGUUCCAGGUUCAUCCAGCAGAAGCUGGAGAGGGCCACUCCGGCCGAGAGACAGAUGGUGUUUGGGGAGAUCCUGCAGGCAGCCUACCAGCUCAUGACGGACGUGUUUGGGAACUACGUCAUCCAGAAGUUCUUUGAGUUUGGGAGUGCCGACCAGAAGCUGGCCCUGGCCACUCGUAUUCGCGGCCAUGUGCUACCCCUGGCCCUGCAGAUGUAUGGCUGCCGGGUCAUCCAGAAAGCCCUGGAGUCUAUUUCCUCUGACCAGCAGGUAAUUAGUGACAUAGUCCGGGAGCUGGACGGCCACGUGCUGAAGUGUGUGAAGGAUCAGAACGGUAACCAUGUGGUUCAGAAGUGUAUCGAGUGUGUCCAACCUCAGGCCCUGCAGUUCAUCAUCGACGCCUUCCAAGGCCAGGUGUUUGUGCUGUCCACCCACCCGUAUGGCUGCAGGGUGAUCCAGAGGAUCCUGGAGCACUGCACCCAGGACCAGACCCUUCCCCUCCUGGAGGAGCUGCACCAGCACUCUGAGCAACUGGGCCAGAAAUAUCAAGGCGUUUCAUUGGAGAUGACACCCAAAACAUAUUAUACAGUGUCCAGCGAUGCACUGUUCAAGGAUCAGUAUGGUAACUACGUCAUCCAGCAUGUUCUGGAGCAUGGCAGACCCGAGGACAAGAGCAAGAUCGUGGCCGAGGUCCGUGGCAAGGUCCUUGUCCUGAGCCAGCACAAAUUUGCAAGCAACGUAGUGGAGAAGUGUGUGAUCCACUCGUCUCGUGCGGAGCGCGCGCUGUUGAUCGACGAGGUGUGCUGCCAGAAGGACGGCCCCCACAGCGCCCUGUACACCAUGAUGAAGGACCAGUAUGCCAACUACGUGGUGCAGAGGAUGAUCGACAUGGCUGAGCCCGCCCAGCGCAAAAUCAUCAUGCACAAGAUUCGGCCUCAUAUUGCCACUUUGCGUAAGUACACCUACGGAAAGCACAUCCUGGCCAAGCUAGAGAAGUACUACAUGAAGAGCGGAGCUGACCUUGGACCCAUCGGGGGGCCCACCAACGGCCUCAUGUAGGCACACCACAUCCCUUCAACAACACCGGAGGAGCCCCCUCCAACAAACCCCCCCCCCCCUUCUUUUAUUGUUUAUUACCAGCCACUCCUGAGUCAUCAGGGGUCACCUUCAGCACCUCUGUUUUGUCCCACUGAGGAAUCCCCCCCCCCCCC